CUUUCUACUCUUUGCCCUAUACUAUUUCAUAUCAGAAAAUCAUGUAUUUCAGAUGGUUUAGGACUAAAAAAAUUGAUUUUAAAGCACGUCCUUAUUCCAUACGUGCAUCUCCUGUCUCUUUAUUCCCUUUAUCUCGCUUUAGCCGGAUAUAUAAUCCUCAUGACUCUUUAAGAAUUGAAAAAUUAGGAAAAACUCAUGAUGAAAGAUCUAGGCAGGUAGAUGUCCACUUAAAAGAGGAUCCUUAUGGUGUGUUACGUCAUAAUGUAGCUCUGCUUAAUAUUCUUGGUAAUCCAACAUUGGUAAUUCAGCGGAAAAUGGAGAUGAUGAAUGUUUUUUUUGGAUUUGAACAAGCAAAUAAGUAUAUUGUUAUGGAUUCAACAGGGAAACAUGUUGGAUAUAUUGCAGAAACAGGAGAUCAAUCAAUAACAAAGAUUUUUGCACGUCAAAUACUUAGAACAAAUAGAGCCUUUAAGGCACAUAUUUUAGAUAGAGAAGGAAAUGAAGUUCUUCUUAUUGAAAGGCCAUUUUCAUGGAUAAAUUCUAAAAUUAGGGUGAUAGAUCGUAUGGAUAGUUCAUAUCCUAUUGUUGGUGAAGUUCAACAGCAAUGGCAUGCCUGGAGACGGAAAUAUAAUCUUUUUCUUAAAAGAGAUGAUAUUUUUUCUCAAUUUGCAUAUAUAGAUGAGCCAUUAUUUUCAUGGGAUUUUUCAUUAAUAGAUCAGGAGGGUGGAUUAAUUGGCUCUGUUAAUAGAAAUUUUAUGGGUUUACUUCAGGAAAUGUUUACAGAUACAGGGAAUUAUGUAUUACGUAUGGAUUCAGUUUCUGCGGAAACAAAUGAAACAACCGCUUCUAAAGAGCUUAUAAAUAUAAAUGGAAGAACGGACGCUUUAGUUCCUUUAAAAAGAGGGUUAACAUUAGAUGAAAGGGCAGUAAUUUUAGCAACUGCAAUAUGUAUUGAUUUUGAUUAUUUUUCUAAAUUAUCAAAAGGUGGUGCUGGCAUUGGUUCUUUUUUUCCAUUUUGGUUUCCUAUAUUUGGAGGAGGUACACAUGAUAACCCUACCGAACAACCAGAAUCUACAUCUACUUCAGAAGGUCAAGAUUCAUCUCUUCCUUCUAACGAUGAGCCUUCUAAGCCCGAAGAAACUGAAAAAAAAUGGUGGGAUCUUUCGUCAAAUAAUGAUGUAUGGGGUGAAGGAGAUCAGGAUCCAUGGAAUGAUUCAAAUCAAAAUCAGGAUAAUGAUUCAUGGGGAGGUUUUUUUGAAGAAGACGAUUAAUUAUAAAAAGUAUCAUAUAUAUUAAGAUUUUAAAUAUUUUAUAAG
Molecule: messenger RNA, 1316 nt
Organism: Pneumocystis carinii B80
Lineage: Eukaryota; Fungi; Ascomycota; Pneumocystomycetes; Pneumocystales; Pneumocystaceae
Exons: 4
Coding region: 42-1271 (409 amino acids)
Biological process (GO): plasma membrane phospholipid scrambling
Cellular component (GO): plasma membrane
Molecular function (GO): phospholipid scramblase activity
Source: RefSeq, a predicted model, not a curated record